ACACUAAAAACUAAAACGUCAAAUAUCAAAAAGAAAAUUGGCGGAAAAAUAAAAAAUUAAUCCGAUUUUAUCCAAAAUAAUGGAAUCUAUGGAAGUGGAAGAAAUUCCCGGAAUCUCCUCAUCAAAAUUAAGUGAAACCAUCGAAGAUAAACCAAAAAACACUAAUAUUCCAUGGGUUGAAAAGUAUCGUCCUCAAACUUUCCAAGAAAUCGUAGGAAACGAAGACACUGUAUCCCGAUUAAGUAUUUUCUCCCGACAAGGAAAUGUCCCAAACGUCAUCAUAGCGGGCCCCCCGGGAGUUGGAAAAACAACAACGAUACUAUGCCUAGCUAGAAUAUUACUCGGAAACUCCUUCAAAGACGCCGUUUUAGAAUUAAACGCAUCCAACGACCGAGGAAUCGACGUCGUAAGAAACAAAGUUAAGAUGUUUGCGCAAAAAAAAGUGACUUUACCACCGGGGAGGCAUAAAAUCAUCAUUUUAGAUGAAGUUGAUAGCAUGACAGAAGGGGCCCAACAAGCUUUACGAAGAACGAUGGAAAUAUACAGCAACACAACCCGUUUUGCUUUAGCCUGUAAUUACAGCGAAAAAAUAAUCCAAGCGAUUCAAUCGAGAUGUGCCGUUAUUAGAUAUUCGAAUUUAUCCGAUUCGCAAGUUUUAGCCCGAGUCAUUCAAAUCUGCCAAAAAGAGAAUGUGAAUUACACCGAGGAUGGGUUAGAAGCGAUCGUAUUCACCGCGCAAGGCGAUAUGAGGCAAGCUUUAAAUAAUUUACAAUCGACACAUAACGGAUUUGGCACGGUUAAUUCCGAGAAUGUGUUUAAAGUGUGUGAUGAGCCCCACCCAAUUUUAAUUAAGGAUAUGUUGAAGCAUUGCGUUGAAGGCGAUGUUAGGAAAGCGUAUAAAAUUAUCGAUCAUUUGUGGCAUUUGGGGUAUGCCGCCGAAGAUAUCAUUAAAAAUGUUUUUAAAGUUUGUAAAAAUAUGGAUUUGGAGGAAUCGAUUAAAUUGGCUUUUAUUAAGGAAAUUGGGUUGACCCAUCAAUGCAUUGUGGAUGGCUUAACGACUUUGCUACAAAUGUCUGGGAUGUUAUCGAGGUUGUGUAAAGCAUCGGAAGAGUUUAAGAAAACUUAAUUUUGCAACCAAGAGGUCCAUCACUGCUAUCAUCGCAAUCAUAAACGCCGUUAUUAUAUUGUUCAAAACAUCAGAUUUAAAAAUAUCCACAUUAAUAAUGAAGCUUGCAACGCGCGACAUAACCCCAAAAAUUUCUAGUUUUAGUUUUACUAAAUUGUGUUAUGAGAUUUGUUUCAAUUGCCAUUUAGAUUUAUUAAUUUGGAUGUUUUUAAAUCUAAGUAAUAUUUGCAAUACAGGUUAUAAUUAAAUAUCAGAAAAA
Onthophagus taurus is the source of this 1385-nucleotide messenger RNA. The record is from RefSeq and is a predicted model, not a curated record. Lineage: Eukaryota; Metazoa; Arthropoda; Insecta; Coleoptera; Scarabaeidae.